AUGAUGAUGAUGAUGGUGAUGAGGCUGCUGGAGGCCGCCUGUGUGGCCAAGCUGUCGCCACCAACAACGGGCCGAGCUAUGAACAACCAACAACCAACAACCAACAGCAACAGCAACAGCAACAAGAAGGGCUACAACAGCAUUCCAAGGCGAACGCACCAGCCCACAACACCAUCACCCCCCACACACACACACACACACACACACACACUCAAGAUUGCUAGCAUCUCAAGUUCCCAUCUCCGCAGCCUGGCUGCUCUGUACCAGUCCCAGCAGCGUCCCCGGGGCUGCCAUUUCGCCCAUUCGGUGCAUUCACGAACCCCAAGCGACGCGCGCGUGUGUUCCGAACCGCUUGUGUGA
Monosiga brevicollis MX1 is the source of this 360-nucleotide messenger RNA. RefSeq lists its product as uncharacterized. NCBI's taxonomy places the organism in Eukaryota, Choanoflagellata, Craspedida, Salpingoecidae. The record is from RefSeq and is a predicted model, not a curated record. Bases 1 to 360 code for a protein of 119 amino acids. The transcript is spliced from 2 exons.